Molecule: messenger RNA, 1042 nt
Organism: Musa acuminata AAA Group (dessert banana)
Lineage: Eukaryota; Viridiplantae; Streptophyta; Magnoliopsida; Zingiberales; Musaceae
Product: small ribosomal subunit protein eS6-like
Exons: 6
Coding region: 134-883 (249 amino acids)
Biological process (GO): translation
Cellular component (GO): ribosome
Molecular function (GO): structural constituent of ribosome
Source: RefSeq, a predicted model, not a curated record
CUAUAAAAGGGGCUGUGAGCGCUCGAGAGAGCACACGGAGAAACCCUAACGGCGGAGUUGCUUCGAGAGAGCCUUCGGUUCUUCUCUCAGUCCCGCUUCGUGGAGGCAAGGAAGGCAGCCUCUUUCGUCCAGGAUGAAGUUCAAUAUUGCGAAUCCGACCACCGGGUGCCAGAAGAAGCUCGAGAUCGAUGACGACCAGAAGCUUCGAGCAUUUUUUGACAAGAGGAUCUCUCAGGAAGUCAGCGGGGAUGCUCUUGGUGAGGAAUUCAAAGGCUAUGUUUUCAAAAUCAUGGGAGGAUGUGACAAACAGGGGUUUCCAAUGAAGCAGGGAGUGCUAACUCCUGGACGGGUCCGCCUGCUGCUGCACAGAGGUACACCUUGCUUCCGUGGGUAUGGUAGACGUAAUGGAGAGCGCAGGAGGAAGUCAGUUCGUGGUUGCAUUGUUAGCCCUGAUCUGUCGGUUUUGAACUUAGUUAUUGUGAAGAAGGGUGAGAAUGAUCUUCCAGGAUUGACUGACAUUGAGAAGCCUAGAAUGAGGGGACCUAAGAGGGCCUCCAAAAUUCGCAAACUAUUCAACCUUUCGAAGGAGGACGAUGUUCGCAAGUAUGUGAACACAUACCGCCGAACUUUCACGACAAAAUCAGGCAAGAAGUGUAGCAAGGCACCCAAGAUUCAGAGACUUGUGACUCCGCUGACCUUACAGAGGAAGCGUGCCAGGAUUGCGGAUAAGAAGAAGAGAAUCGCAAAGGCCAAGUCAGAAGCUGCCGAGUACCAGAAGCUACUUGCGACCAGGCUCAAGGAGCAGAGGGAGCGCAGGAGCGAGAGCUUGGCCAAGAGGAGGUCCAAGCUUUCUGCUGCCUCGAAGCCAUCGCUUGCAGCCUAGAUUAAGUUUUUCUCGAGAGAAGUAGCUGAAGUUCAGUACCAGAUUUUGUCUGGGACAACAAAGAUUGAUUGCUCUAUUUUCUUCCUGGAUCUUGCUUCUAAAUUUUUGCUCGAUGUUUUUUGCAAUUUGGAUAUGGGAUCUAAGAUUUAAUUUGCUAUC